AUGUCGUGCAUCCACUACAAGUUCUUCGCCAAGCUGAACUAUGAUACGGUCACCUUCAAUGGCCUCCACAUCUCCCUGUGCGACCUCAAGCACCAGAUCAUGGGCCGUGAGAAGCUGAAGGCGACCCGCUGUGACCUGCAGAUCGCCAAUGCCGAGACCAAAGAAGGUGCAGGGGGGCUGUGGGUGCGGAGUCUCGGGGACCACCUGGCUGACGGCAGCACAGAAUGGGACAGG
Leptosomus discolor (cuckoo roller) is the source of this 234-nucleotide messenger RNA. Lineage: Eukaryota; Metazoa; Chordata; Aves; Leptosomiformes; Leptosomidae. The record is from RefSeq and is a predicted model, not a curated record.